AUGGAUACCGACAAUAAUUUAUGUUCAGUAUGCCUUAUCAACAAUAGAAGAUAUACCUGUCCAGCAUGUGGUAUCAAAACUUGCUCUAUGGAAUGUGUAAGAAGGCAUAAGCGGCAAACUGAAUGCAGUGGUCAGAUAGAUCAAACCAAGUUUAUUUCAAAAUCAAAUCUUUCACGGGACUCUGUGACGAUAAAUAGGGACUACAACUUCUUGCUAGAUGUCAGUAGAAAAAUACAAUUGGGGAAAAAUGAUGUGAAAGCUAACGCUAAGAAUGUCUUCAAAAGACAACCAAUUGCGAAGUAUAGUCUAUUAAAUAAUAAGAGAUCCAAAGGACCUCUAAGUAAUGAAAAAAAUGAUACAAUGAUUGCAGCAGUCUAUCGAGCUUAUCCUAAUAAUCCUCUAGUAAACUUUAAGAGGCAAAAUACUUUGAUUAUUCAAGUUCCAAGUGGAAUGUCAAGAUCUACAUCAAAUAAAUCUGGCUAUGAUAAAAGGCUGGGCACCUACAUUUGGACUAUCGAAUGGGUGUUAUUGGGCUCUAAUAAAGAAGAAAUUUGUAGAUUCAUAAGCUAUAGGUUGAAAGAGACCUUAUCGUUAAAAGACGCAGUCCCUUUGAACAUUAUAAACAGAACGGAGCCCGAGAGUGCAAUAGAGAAACGGUCGCUUCAUUUCUAUUUGGAAAACGUGGUCAAUACUAGAGACCCGAGGACUUUUAUUUCCUUAAGCAGAGAUUCUAAGAUUAUUGAUGCAUUAAAGAACAAAAUUAUUAUAGAGUAUCCAACAUUUUAUAUUACUUUAAAUGAAGAAUGCUUGAAAGAUGAUACCCUAGGGGAAGAUGAAGCGUAUCAAAUUGAUAAUGCGAUAGCAUCUGAAGAUACAAAGGGCCGCCUAGAUGACACUCAUACUCUAAAAUCUGGAUCCGAAUCCAAAGCAGCUUCAGAUUCAGAUUCAGAUUCAGAUUCAGAAGGAUCAGAGUCCGAAUCCGUUUCAGACAUUGAUACAGAAUCGGUAGUUCAAUCUAAAGCAGAGAUAUCAAAGUUAAGUUCUGAAAUUACCUCUGAUGAUAACACAUCGGACGACGUUCCCGAAGAGUCCUCUUCAAAGGAAACGAGCUAA
Messenger RNA from Priceomyces carsonii, 1113 nucleotides. RefSeq lists its product as uncharacterized. Lineage: Eukaryota; Fungi; Ascomycota; Pichiomycetes; Serinales; Debaryomycetaceae. Bases 1 to 1113 code for a protein of 370 amino acids. Gene Ontology annotation, cellular component: nucleus; pre-snoRNP complex. The record is from RefSeq and is a predicted model, not a curated record. Gene Ontology annotation, biological process: maturation of LSU-rRNA from tricistronic rRNA transcript (SSU-rRNA, 5.8S rRNA, LSU-rRNA); snoRNA localization; box C/D snoRNP assembly. The transcript has a single exon.